This is a messenger RNA of Lachancea thermotolerans CBS 6340, 1041 nucleotides long. RefSeq names its product Cu/Pi carrier (gene PIC2). Lineage: Eukaryota; Fungi; Ascomycota; Saccharomycetes; Saccharomycetales; Saccharomycetaceae. Gene Ontology annotation, cellular component: mitochondrial inner membrane. The transcript has a single exon. Bases 1 to 1041 code for a protein of 346 amino acids. Gene Ontology annotation, molecular function: phosphate transmembrane transporter activity. The record is from RefSeq and is a predicted model, not a curated record. Gene Ontology annotation, biological process: mitochondrial phosphate ion transmembrane transport.
AUGGUGCGCUCGCAACUCCGCGACUAUAUAAGCGAGCGUCCCAGGCAGCUUCCGGGUCGUCUCCCGGUUCAUCCACUCGAGCCGCGUUCUCGUCCCCGUCCCCACUCCGCACUGAUGUCGCAAAACUCGUCCAUUUUCAACUCGCCCAAGCUAUACUCCCCUGACUACUACGCGGCGUGCACGAUCGGCGGCCUCGUCGCGUGCGGGCCCACGCACUCCGCGGUCACGCCGCUCGACCUCGUCAAAUGUAGAAGACAAGUAGACUCCUCGCUGUACAAGUCGAACCUCGAGGGCUGGCGCCAGAUCAUCAAGACCGAGGGCGGCGUCGGCAAGAUCUUCACCGGCGUCGGCGCCACGGCGAUCGGGUACUCGCUGCAGGGCGCGUUCAAGUACGGCGGCUACGAGUUCUUCAAGCACCAGUACUCGCAGCUGGUGUCGCCGGAAACCGCGCACCAGUACCGCACCGGGAUCUUCCUGGCCGCGUCCGCGUCCGCGGAGUUCAUCGCCGACCUCUUCUUGUGUCCCUGGGAGGCCAUCAAGGUGCGUCAGCAGACCGCCGUGCCGCCUCCGUUCGCGCGCAACGUCUUUGAGGCCUACAGCAAGAUGGUGGGCGCCGAGGGCUUCGCCAGUCUCUACAAGGGCAUCACGCCGCUGUGGUGCCGCCAGAUCCCCUACACCAUGUGUAAGUUCACAUCUUUCGAGCGCAUCGUCGAGAUGAUCUACGCGCGCCUGCCCACGCCCAAGCGCGAGAUGUCGCAGCUGGGCCAGAUCGGCGUCUCGUUCGCGGGCGGCUACCUGGCCGGCAUUCUGUGCGCCGUGGUCUCGCACCCGGCGGACGUGAUGGUGUCCAAGGUCAACAACGAGCGCAAGAAGGGCGAGUCCAUGAUGGAGGCCACCUCGCGCAUCUACGCCAAGAUCGGCUUCCCGGGCCUGUGGAACGGGCUUGCGGUCAGAAUCCUCAUGAUCGGCACUCUCACGAGUUUCCAGUGGUUGAUCUACGACUCUUUCAAGGCCACCGUUGGCCUGCCAACCACCGGCUGA